Magnolia sinica is the source of this 1352-nucleotide messenger RNA. RefSeq names its product stromal cell-derived factor 2-like protein. The coding region runs from base 345 to 998 and encodes 217 amino acids. The record is from RefSeq and is a predicted model, not a curated record. NCBI's taxonomy places the organism in Eukaryota, Viridiplantae, Streptophyta, Magnoliopsida, Magnoliales, Magnoliaceae. The transcript is spliced from 6 exons.
GUAGCCGAAGACCGAAACUCACAUAAAAAAGGGUGGAGAAAGAAAAUCAAAAUCGCAGAAAUCUCCCGCAAUAGAGGAAGAUAGAGAGAGAGAGAGAUCUGAAAUCUGUAGUCGUCUUCGCUCUGGAGAUUCCAGGAGGGAGAGUCGUGGCUCCAUCUGGGCCACAAACCCUCUCUCGAAGAAAACACCACCACCAAAACCCCCCUCCUUCUUCUCCUUCUUCUUCUUCUUCUUCUUCUUCUUCACAGCCAAUCACCGGCCGUACACGUAUCAUCUACAGAGAAUCCCAGCCGCCUGAUUUCCCUUUCUGGCAGCAGACCUGGUUCCUCCUCCUCCUCCUCUUCAUGGCCAUUUCCCUUUUUGCCCUAGCCCUCUUCCUCUUCCUUGGCCUGGACCUCGACCAGUCCUCUCCCUUCCCCGCUUCUGCCGCCACCGAAGGCGUUGAGAUUACGUAUGGGUCAGUGCUGAAACUGAUGCACGAGCGGACGAAAUUCAGGCUGCAUUCGCAUGAUGUGCCAUACGGCUCCGGAAGUGGGCAACAGUCCGUUACCGGAUUCCCGAACGUCGAUGAUUCCAACAGUUAUUGGAUUGUGCAUCCUUUGCCAGAAUCCUCUGCCAAACAAGGUGAUGGCAUUAAGUCUGGAACUAUCGUCAGACUGCAGCAUAUGAGGACCCGAAAAUGGCUGCACAGCCACUUGCAUGCAUCCCCUAUAUCUGGUAACCUGGAGGUGAGUUGCUUUGGAGGGGAAGACCAAUCCGAUACUGGAGACUAUUGGAGGCUUGAGAUCGAGGGGAGUGGAAAGACAUGGAGGCAAGACCAAAGGGUGAGGCUACAACAUGUUGACACUGGCGGCUACCUACAUAGCCAUGACAAGAAAUACACUCGGAUAGCUGGAGGCCAGCAAGAGGUAUGUGGUGUUCGAGAUAAGCGUCCCGACAACAUUUGGUCGGCAGCGGAGGGGGUAUACCUUCCGGUAACCGGGAGCCAGAGCCAGUAGACCCCCUCAAUUUCAUUCAGGUAUUAGAUGUAUUGAUUAAAAUUCUAGUUCUUGUGGUGAGUGGCAGAAGAACAUCUCUCGGUCAUAGUCUUGGUCUGAGCAAAUUUAAGAGCUGAUAUCACUGACCCAUGGUUUCUACGCAUCAGACACCACACUGCAGCUUUUUCUUCUUCUUCUUCUUCUUCUUUUUCUUUUUUUUUUUCUUUUCUUUUUUGGUAUUAGGGCAUAGUUUAUUUUCCGACCCUGUCUUUAGGGCUGACUGUGACCAACAUCCUUUCCUAUGUGGAGUUGAUGAGAUCUCCCCCAACUCAGUUGCAAUAUAGUAUAUAAAGGACACUUACAAGUUACAAUGCA